AUGGAAAGCCUGCAGCGGCAGCAGGCGGCCCGCCUGGCCCGCGGCCCCGACGGCGCACCCCGACGGCUGCCGCUCGAAGCUGCUCCUGGUCCCGGUCCCGCUCCGUCGCCCGCCGCCCCCCGCCGCCGCCCGACCCCUGGCCCACGCCCGCUGCCCGCUGCAGCGGGGGAGGAGGAAGAGGAAGAGGAAGAUGAAGAGGAGGAGGAGGAAGGGGAUCCCUGCGACCCGCCGCCGCCCCCGCACCACGAGUGGACCUACGAGGAGCAGUUCAAGCAGCUCUAUGAACUGGAUGAGGAUCCGAAGCGCAAGGAGUUCCUGGAUGACCUCUUCAGCUUCAUGCAGAAGAGAGGAACGCCUGUGAACCGGAUCCCCAUCAUGGCCAAGCAGGUGCUGGACCUCUACAUGCUGUAUCGGCUGGUGACAGAGAAGGGCGGCCUGGUGGAGGUCAUCAACAAGAAGAUCUGGCGUGAGAUCACCAAGGGUCUCAACCUACCUACCUCCAUCACUAGUGCUGCCUUCACCCUCCGCACACAAUACAUGAAGUAUCUGUACCCCUAUGAAUGUGAGAAGCGGGCUCUCAGCUCACCUGGGGAGCUUCAGGCUGCCAUUGACAGCAACCGGCGGGAGGGGCGAAGGCAGACAUUUGGCACCGCACUCUUCAACUACUCUCCCACUGGCACCCCAACCCUGCUGGGCUCCCCUAAAAUACCCUUGCCGGGUCUCAGCAUCUCCACCCAUAGCUGCAGCCAGAUUAGCCAAGUGCACGGUGUGAAGAAAGAGGAUGGCACAGUGCCUGGGCGCAUCACCAUCCCAGUGGGGCUGUCCAGCCACCACCUCACAGCAGCCCAAGUGGCUGCAGCCUCACAGGCAGCAGUGCUGGAGCAGCUGCGAGAGAAGCUGGAGGCUGGGGAGCCACCAGAGAAGAAGGUGUCGCGGAUGACGGAGGAGGAGCAGCGGCUGAUGCAGCAUGCUCUGCAGCACAACCUCCUGGCUGUAGCCUCCCAGUUCCCCAUGAACAUCAGAGUCUCCAACCGAGAUGACAGACAGGAGACCGCAUUGAACCUGUCCACCAACGGCAUUAGCAGUAUCAACAUGUCAAUAGAAAUAAAUGGAGUUGUCUACACAGGUGUCCUGUUUGCUCGCCGUCCUGCAGGACCCUUGGCAUCUGGUGGAGGGGGCACCCAAAGCGGGCCAAACCCUGCGGCCACCCCAAACCCACUGCCACCAGCCCCCUCACAAAGCCACACUCCCACUGGCACUGCACCUUAGGGGCAGUGCUCCUCAAAGAGCUGCACUCCCAAAUAUGGGGCAAAGAUGUGCCCAGUGGGGAAGGGAUGUGCCCAUGAGGGCCUGGGGAUCCUCUUGUUUCAGUGUGGGGCUGUGGCAGUGCAGCAAACAACUGUGGGGGGCCCUUUCAUCCCUCACCCACUGGUGUGCAGCCCCUCACCCAUGUGGACCCCCAAAACAUGCAUCUCCUGUGACCCCCAUGCAGUUCCUGCUGGCCUGGAACCCCAGCACCCUGCAGAUUGCAUCCCCUUGAUGCAGUCACUGCAUUCCUCAUACUUGCCUCAGUACACUCACUGCAGCCCCUAUGUAUACCUCAGCUGCUACAGACUGUACACCUUGAUGCUCACUUUGCAUCCCCCUGUACACACCUCAGUGCACACUCUGCAUCCUCUGUAGUGACCUCAGUGCACACACUGCAGCCCCUAUGCACACCUUGAUGCAUACUGUCCCCUGCACAUUGCAAUGCUGUCUGGCAUACCGCAUUCCUUAUACACAUCUCUUUGCACAGUGUACUCCUUACACAUGCUGGCAGUGCAUACCCUACAUCUCCCGCACACAGCAUCACCAAUACACCCCCUACAGUGACCCCUGUCCACCCCCCCCUGUGCACAUUGUGUCCCCUACACAUUCCCCAUACACACCAUUCACCCUCCACACACACUCAGAGCAAUUGCUGCGGCCCUCCCCCUCACUCCCCCCAUGCUGCCCACCCUGUGACACCCCCGGGGUCACCCGAGGGCAGUGGCACCCAGCGCUGGGGACACCUCAAGCCCCCAGCUUGGGGGGGGAGGGUUGCGUUGGGAGGCACACAUUGGGGAUACUGGUGGGACUGGUGG
Messenger RNA from Coturnix japonica (Japanese quail), 2123 nucleotides. It is a transcript of the gene ARID3C, whose product is annotated as AT-rich interaction domain 3C. Gene Ontology annotation, cellular component: nucleus. Lineage: Eukaryota; Metazoa; Chordata; Aves; Galliformes; Phasianidae. Gene Ontology annotation, biological process: regulation of transcription by RNA polymerase II. The record is from RefSeq and is a predicted model, not a curated record. Gene Ontology annotation, molecular function: DNA binding.